This is a messenger RNA of Acaulospora colombiana, 257 nucleotides long. NCBI's taxonomy places the organism in Eukaryota, Fungi, Glomeromycota, Glomeromycetes, Diversisporales, Acaulosporaceae. The record is from the annotation of a GenBank genome assembly.
GUGGUGGAGAAGAGGCUCGAGGAAACUUGCCCGCCAAGGCCAUUUGGAGGGGUUCCAACUUGGAAGGGUGGGGGAAUGCCGGUCGUGGACAGGCUGUCUCUUUGAUCAUUGAGGCGAUGAGUAUGUCCACUGGAACCCCCGAGUCGAACAAGGCGCGAGGGAACGAUACCUUUUCGAGAGAGACGAGGGAGGGUAGGGUCUCUUCUAGUCCUGUGACGGUUGGAAACAAGAAUCCGGAGACGGAGAGGUCGAGAAAG